This is a messenger RNA of Odobenus rosmarus divergens (Pacific walrus), 600 nucleotides long. RefSeq lists its product as uncharacterized. The coding region runs from base 1 to 600 and encodes 199 amino acids. The record is from RefSeq and is a predicted model, not a curated record. Lineage: Eukaryota; Metazoa; Chordata; Mammalia; Carnivora; Odobenidae. The transcript has 5 exons.
AUGGCAGACAAGCCAGACAUGGGGGGAAUAGCCAGCUUCAAUAAGGCCAAGCUGAAGAAAAUGGAGACAAAGAAGAAGAACACCCUGCCAACCAAAGAGACCACUGGGCAGAAGAAGCAGAGGAGAAGAGAUAUUAAACCCUUUGAUGAUGCUGAUGAUACUGAUGCUGAUGUUGAUGAUGACGAUGAUAAUAAAAAUGAGCUAAAAGAAAUGGAAAACAUUUUUGUCCAGUACUCAAUAAAGUACAGUAUGUUUUAUGUCCUGUCUACUCCACUUAUUCACCUGCAGUUUUACAAGGAGAAUCGUAAUUGGAUAAAAUUAUCUAAUGGUUUAUGCAGGAGGAUAAAUGCCCACGAAUAUUUCGAAAAUGUUCAAAAAGAAUACACUCAUCGAGGGGGCCCUCACGUGACCUGGAGCUGCAGAGCGACGCAGCCUUCGGUGCAGUCGUCACUCCCGUCUGAGUACCGGCUCCCCGCGGUCCUGCGCCGGGCGGGCUGGCAUCAGGCCCGAGGAAAGCGGAGCAGGUUUGCGGGUGUAGGUGUCAAGUGUCGUGGUGGUGCACUCACGGCGAGAAUCGGGAGGAGGAGACAGCAAGGAUAG